ACACUUUAGAUUUUCAGUACUGGAUAUUAAAAUAUUGGAACGCAGUUUAUACCAAGUUUAAAUUUUUCUUACUUAUGUAUCUAAUAAAUGAAGCUGUCGCUCAGAAGAGUUUGAUAGAAAUCAAACUGCUUGGUGCUGCUCUGCGUGAACUUCCACUGAUGGAAAGCAAUGUAACACUGCAACAUAAUACAAAAACAGAUGUGCGCAUAUUUCUUGACGGAGCAAAGAAUGGAGCCAUCGUAAUAUCGUUAGGAACGAAUAUGAAAUGGAAACAUCUCAAUUUAAACACGGUUAAAACUGUUAUACUGGCUCUGUCGAAACUGAAGCAACGAGUGCUGUGGAAGCUAGAUAUUAAAGUGGCAUUUGAGAUACCGGAAAAUGUAAUGGUUAUAAAAUGGAUGCUUCAAAGCGAAGUUUUAUCACAACUAUACUUCGUCCAACGAGAGAUUGAGAGUGGUUGUGGUCUGCGCAUAGGCGGGCAAAGUGGAGGGUAA
Molecule: messenger RNA, 494 nt
Organism: Temnothorax curvispinosus
Lineage: Eukaryota; Metazoa; Arthropoda; Insecta; Hymenoptera; Formicidae
Exons: 3
Coding region: 75-494 (139 amino acids)
Molecular function (GO): UDP-glycosyltransferase activity
Source: RefSeq, a predicted model, not a curated record